AUGUCGCAGCGGGCGGAGCCUCUCGAGGUCGACACUCGCGAGGCGCAUAUACAACGUGUUGUACAUUUUGAAGAGUCAGUGUUUUGUGCAGCGGAUCGAUACAGCAGCAGUCAGGCGAUAGCGACGCCUAGACGUGGUAUUGUGUUGGGAGUUGUUUGCGUGAGUGGCGCGCGCGGGCGGCCGGGGCGACGCGUUGCGGUGAACUGGGACCGCCGGGGCCUGCCUCCGGGGGCACGGAAAGUGAUGAAGGGGGGAGGGGGGGGGGGGGGGGGAGGUGUACGGCGAGCAAGUGGCGCGCGCACCGCUGUACCAAAAUUACGGAGCUACGAUGGCGCCUCCGGAGCACCUAGGCAACGCUUUUGCGACACACCCGAGCGCCGCACCGCGCUUUGGAGCGCGAACGAA
This is a messenger RNA of Iphiclides podalirius (scarce swallowtail), 405 nucleotides long. The record is from the annotation of a GenBank genome assembly. NCBI's taxonomy places the organism in Eukaryota, Metazoa, Arthropoda, Insecta, Lepidoptera, Papilionidae.